AUGAGAAAGAUUAUUUAUGAGUUUGAGCAAUGUGAUCCAAAGAGAUGCUCUGGAAAAAAGCUAAUUAGACAGAACAAGGUACAAUCCAUCAAGAAGAAUAGAAACUUUUCCGGGGUUGUGCUUUCACCUGAUGCAGAGAAAUCCAUAUCUCCAUCUGAUCGGGAAAUCAUAGAAAGGUUCGGAAUAGGUCUUAUUGAUUGUUCAUGGGCGCAGCUGGAUGCAGUUGAUUUCAAAAAGUUGCCUAAGAAGUGCAACAGGCUUCUUCCAUUCAUGGUUGCAGCAAACCCAGUGAAUUACGGAAAACCGUUCAAACUUAAUUGUGCGGAAGCCCUCAGUGCUUCUUUAUAUAUUUGUGGAUUUGUCGAUGAAGCACAUGACAUUCUCGAUGGAUUCAGCUAUGGAGAUGAGUUUUACAAGCUCAAUCAGGACAUCCUUGACGAAUAUUCAAAAUGCGCAUCAAGCACAGAAGUCGUGGAAGUUCAGAACAAAUUUCUGGCAGCAAAUAGCAAAUCCACUUAG
Molecule: messenger RNA, 519 nt
Organism: Ordospora pajunii
Lineage: Eukaryota; Fungi; Microsporidia; Ordosporidae
Product: ribosome biogenesis protein
Exons: 1
Coding region: 1-519 (172 amino acids)
Biological process (GO): maturation of SSU-rRNA
Molecular function (GO): rRNA small subunit aminocarboxypropyltransferase activity
Source: RefSeq, a predicted model, not a curated record